Molecule: messenger RNA, 2619 nt
Organism: Ogataea angusta
Lineage: Eukaryota; Fungi; Ascomycota; Pichiomycetes; Pichiales; Pichiaceae
Exons: 1
Coding region: 1-2619 (872 amino acids)
Biological process (GO): Golgi to vacuole transport; protein targeting to vacuole
Cellular component (GO): AP-3 adaptor complex; membrane coat; endosome membrane
Source: RefSeq, a predicted model, not a curated record
AUGUCCAGGGAUAUAAUAAGAGCGCGUUUGCGGCCGUUUGGGAUCUCGUUCGAGAAGUCUCUGGCGGACCUCAUCAGGGGGAUCAGAGCGAACAAUCAGGAUCCGGAGAAAUUGGUAGCGUUCUUCGACAAAUCCAUCCAGGAAUGUCGGGCUGAGCUGAAAACAAACGACCUCGAACUAAAAUCCAUGGCCAUCCUCAAACUAGCAUACCUGGAGAUGUACGGCUACGACAUGAGCUGGUGCUCGUUCCACGUGCUGGAGGUCAUUUCCUCGCCAAAGUUCCAGCACAAAAGAAUAGGAUACCUUGCUGCGAUGCAGUUGUUCCAACGACAGAACAACGAUGACGUGCUUAUGCUGAUGACCAAUUUGCUCAAAAAAGACAUCAACUCGGGCAAUUCCGUGGACACCGGUGUGGCGAUCAGCGGAAUCGCGUCCAUAGUCACUCCCGAACUGGCACAGGAUAUCUGUGACGAUAUGGUGCGAAUGCUUUCGCAUUCCAAGCCAUUUAUUAGAAAGAAGGCCGUCUUGGCCAUGUACAAGAUCUUCCUCAAGUACCCCGAUGCUCUAAGACUGCAUUUCGACAAGCUGAUAGAAAAACUGGACGACGAAGACGGGUCUGUGGUCUCUGCCACGGUGAACGUCAUUUGCGAACUUGCUCACAAUAAUCCGAAAAACUACGUCGAGCUCGCGCCGCGACUAUUCGGGCUGUUGAAGGAGACGAACAACAACUGGAUGGUCAUCAGACUGCUGAAGCUGUUGUCGUAUCUGUGUCUCGAGGAGCCCCGUCUCCGCUAUAUUUUGCUGCCAGAGGUGGUGGAUCUCAUGAACAACACGACGGCCCUUUCUCUGGUCUACGAGUCUAUCAACUGCAUCCACAAUGGAAAGAUGCUUACUCCUGACGAUACGAAAGUUGCAAAGCUGAUCAUCAGCAAACUGAUCGGCUUCAUUCAAAACAGCGAUCAGGAUUUGCGGUAUGUGGGGCUGCUGGCGUUCAUUAAAACCUGCAAAAUUCACAAGGAGCUCAUCAAAAAGCACGAAAAAGUCAUCAUGGCGUCAACGUAUGACCCCGACCCCACAAUCAGAGAAAAGUCUCUCGAACUGAUCGAUUCUCUCGUGACCGACCGCAACAUCGUUUCCAUUGUGUCCAGACUACUUGUCCAAUUGAUUCCUGUGGACGAGCAGGCAGAAAGACUGGAAAGCAUUAACGUUGAAACCGAAUUGGCACUUCAAAGCCCUCUUAUCGUGUCAGAUAAGUACAGGCUGCUUGUCAUUACCAAAAUCAUCCAGAUCUGCUCCAUGGACAACUACGAGCAUAUUCCCAAUUUCCAGUGGUAUCUCGGUGUUCUAGGCGACAUUCUCAACAUCAAUGCCGAGAACAGGCUUGCUGGAGUCGAAAAGAUGGUCACAUCGCAAUUCAUGAGUGUCGGACUAAAGGUUCCAAGCAUUCGCAGCAGAUUGGUACAACGCAGUCUGGACUUGGUACUUGACAGUUCGCGGCUGGUCGGUUUGAAAGAAGGUUUAUUCAAUUGCAUGUGGCUUGUUGGAGAAUACUAUACAGAGUAUAUCUCUACACUGGAUGACGACGAUAACGACGACAGCGAUAACGAGGAGGUGUACAAAAUAACGGGCGCACAAAUUAUCAAGUGCGUCGUGGCACAGAAAGAUUUUGAUAGUCUCACUGAUCUAACGGACCCGACACUAAGCGUCUAUAUUCAAUCUAUGGCCAAACUAUUUGGGAAAUACUGUCUCUCGCUAAGACAGAGCUGGAAUUCCGGAGAUCGGGAACAUGUGAUUGAGGUGUGCCAGAAUUUGAUCGGGUGGCUCGAAAAGUUCCAUCAGUCUGUGAAUUUUGAGGUUCAAGAGCGCGCUAUUUCAUUCACUGAACUUCUCAAGCUUGUACUGGAUGCUGUCGAGGCCGAUGAAGAGAACUUCCCUAAUUUCCUGGUGUCUGGGUACUCGCAGCUAUUCGAACAGUACCCUAUCAAGCCUGUCGGUCCGCACGCCCAAAGUCGCAUCCCUAUAGCCAUAGACCUGGACACCGCUAUUGACCACGCAUCCAUCUCUGAUUUCCAGCGGAUGCUUGCUGGAAUCGAAGAAAAAGAGGCCCUGCAGCGCCAGCAGGAGGAAUACGAGGAAGAGCUGGUGUCCGAGAUCAACCAGUCGUCCGAUGACCACGGCGACGACGAGCCACUUAGAGGUCGCCCCGACCGUUCCGACAGGAUCGGCGAUCCGUUCUAUAUCUCAAUGGACACAAGCACGCCGGAUGAUGUCUCAAUUUCAGAACCUCUUGUGGAGACCAAACACAAAAAGCCCAGCAAAAAAAAGAAGAUCAGGAAGGAGAAAGUGCUCGUUCUAGGCGACGAGGACCCUGGCGAAGAGUCUGCUCCCGAGCCUGUGUCCAAACCGAAAACCAAGAAGGACAGAAGUAAGUUGCUCAUUGACUCCUCGAAUCUGUCGGACUUCGACCUCACUAAACCACCGGACGAACCUGAUCAGGCCGAAGAGGUAGAGAAGAUGCGGAAAGAGUUUGAAAAGCUCGAGCAAAAACAGGAGCCAACUGUGGUGGUGAAGAAGCCAAAGAAACCAAAGAAGAAGAAGAAGCUGGUGGUGAUUGAGUAG